GUUGUAGCAGCGGUAGGCGGGGUUUCACUCUCACACUAAAUAUUCAAAAUGGCGGACAGAGGAUCAACGACUCAAGAUGAGCGCUCGACUGCAGAUUCCAGCGGCCAUCCAGCAGAUCUGAGCAAAAGCAGCAUGGAGAACGGAGCAGCAGCAGCUCAGGCCAGCGGUCUGGACGGCCACAAAACAAACGGACAAGCGGCAGGUGCGAUGAGCAACGUUCAGGCGCAGGCGCUGCUCCAGCAGUUGAGUUUGACUCCAGCGCAGCUGUUGCUGCAGCAGACGCAGGCGCAGCUCCUCGCCGCAGCCGUGCAGCAGUCGGCAGGUCAGCAGAGCAGCACCACUGGAGCCAAUAUCUCCGCCUCCGCGGCCACGCCCAUCACGCUGUCCCAGCCCAUUCAGAUCGCGUCCCAGCUGCAGCCGCAGGGUUUGAACCUGCAGCAGUUUGUCUUGGUUCAGCCGGGUCACUCCAUCAGUCCUCAGAUUCAGCCGCAGUUCAUCAUAUCUCCGUCUCCUCAGGGUCAGACCGGUCUCCUGCAAGCUCAGAACUUCCUGACUCAACUACCUCAAAGCCAAGCCAACCUCCUGCCAGCGCAGACCAGCAUCGCUCUCACCACACAGGCGGCCACACCGACGCGUAAGAUCGCCGCCAUGCCGGCUCCUGCGGCGGCCGCUCCGAAGCGCAUCGACACGCCGUGUGUGGAGGAGGCCAGCGACCUCGAGGAGCUCGAGCAGUUCGCCAAGAACUUCAAGCAGAGACGCAUCAAGCUGGGCUUCACUCAGGGUGACGUGGGGCUGGCGAUGGGGAAACUCUACGGAAACGACUUCAGUCAGACCACCAUCUCCAGAUUCGAGGCCUUGAACCUGAGCUUCAAGAACAUGUGCAAACUCAAACCUCUGCUGGAGAAAUGGCUCAACGACGCAGAGAACAUGUCUGCUGACUGCGUGGUGUCGAGUCCGAGCGAAAUGUCUCCGGGUCUCUGUGAGAGUCUGAACCGGCGGCGUAAGAAGCGGACCAGCAUCGAGACCAGCAUCCGUCUGGCCUUAGAGAAGAGCUUCCUGGAGCAGAGUCAGAAGCCGUCGUCGGAGGAGAUCACACUGAUCGCGGAUCAGCUGAACAUGGAGAAGGAGGUGGUGCGCGUCUGGUUCUGUAACCGCAGGCAGAAGGAGAAGCGGAUCAAUCCUCCCAGCAGCGGCGGCGGAUCGCCCGGAUCGGCCAUCAAAACCAUCUACAGCAGCGCCACGGCCGCGGUGUCCAGCGGCACAAACACGCUGACGGUCAGUCCUGUGGUUUCUCUGAACAGCAGCGGCAUCUCUAACCUCACGCUCAGCGGCGGAGCUCUGGGUCAGGUGACGUCGAACACGCCGUCCGUCAUCUCCAUGGCGCCCGCCAUAGCCACGCCCGCUCCCGCCGUGACGUCGCCCUCGCUCACCCCGUCCGCCACCGCCGUUAAACAGGAAGCGGCCGCGCAUGCGGUUUCCACGGCGACCACGGUCACGCAGGGGACGGGGCAGCUGCUGGUGACGGGCACGGGACUGGGCGGGGCUAAUCUGACUGCCGUCACGGGUUUGAACCCAACGAUCAUAACGCCAUCACAGCUGACGCAAGGCGGGACGCUGCUGAGUUUGGGUCCUGCUCUGGGAAACGCGCUGAUGAACAACAACGCGCUGGCCACCAUCCAGGCUCUGGCGUCGGGCGGCGCUCUUCCUCUGACCUCCAUCGACGGAAACACCGGCCUGCUGUUCGCCAACGCCAGCGCGGGAAACUCCGCCCCCAGUCUGGUGACCACGCCCCUCUUCCUCAACCCGUCCAGCCUCUCUCUGCUGCCGGCCAAUCUGCUGUCGGCGGGCGGGGCCGGAGGCGGCGCUUUCAACCUGCAGCUGAUGAGCGACGUGCAGCAGAGUCCCGUCGCCGCGACGACCAAGGGCGUGGCCUUGGCCUCGAAGGCGCAGUGAGCGCGCGCGGCUCCGCCCCGAUACCAAAAACCGACCCACGCCGUGCUUCCUGCGACCGAACGCGGAGAGGAGACGGGCAGGACGGAACUUUAUUUUUCGAUCUGUUUCUUAGACUAACAUCUAAAUUAACCAAAAAUGUGACUCUUUCCGAUUCUCGACGAGAGAUUAUUUCGCGUAACAGAGUUUAUACGGACUUUCUACGAGGCUUUCUGUUGUUUUUAUUUGCGGCUCCGCGAAGCGGGCCGGCCGUAGACGAUUUAAGAUUUCUAACCAAAAGCGUUUCAGAUGUUUUAUGUUGCGUCGGGUGGAGGUUCCGUCGGAUGACUUUUUAAACUAGUACUCUAACUCGACAUCACUUUAUCAAUACGGUUAGAAGGCUUUAAACUAGUAAUAACGGGUGUCGGCGAGCGCCGCUCCCGCGAGAGAUGCAAACGAACUCUGAGCGAACUCUGAUUCUGAAUCGAGUUCAUUCAGCUGAAUCUAUUAAAUCUGUGUGAUUCGCUCACGUCUGUCUGUCGUGUCGAACGUUUCUUUCCCGUGUUUCUGGCGAUCUGAGAUCUCGAGAUUCUGUGGAGAAAGCGUUCCUCCGGCCUGAUGCCGCGGGGUUGAAUUUCUGUCAGACGGACAGAAUCGCACGAGAAGCUGCGACCAAAGCCGGUCUCCGUUCAGUCGGACGGGGGCGUGUAGCGAGCGCAGGGGUCAGAGGUCAGGAAUCCCUCCAGCACUGAUGCUAAAGCUGCUUCCUGUGACGCGCGGAUCUUCGUCCGAAGACUCCGCUCUCUCAUACUACUGUGUACAGACGCGCUUGCGCUUCACUUGUGUUUCUUUGCCAAAGCAAACGUCUUUUUAACUUCUGCUUUCAUGACGCGUUUAACACUGACGUCGUCUCGUUGUUUUUAUCUGCUUUCCGACAGUCUGCGCUAGAAACACGCGUGACGUUAUCAGCGGCGUCCGCUUCGUUCCUCCGCUCGCUUCUUUAUUGCUGCGGCGGCAUCGAUCUGUUGUUGUCGCUGGCGCUGUGUGGUUCAUGAUGUUGCGAUUGUGUGCGAGCAGCAGCGCUUCAGUUUCAUCUUUAUUGUUUUCUGCAGGAAUGAAAAUGCAGAUGAAAACCAAAGAGUCAUCAGCGUCUGUCUUUGUGCCGCCCUCCGUUUAACACACGCUAUAUACCAGGAUUAUAUAGAAAUAUAUGAAAAAACAUAGUUUUAUUUUGUGGCUCCCAAAGCAAAAAUCCUCUAAAGGAUGAAAACCAAAGAUUUCUCACUUUCUCUUUGCCUUUUCCUUGAUUUUUUUUUUUUUAUGUGUAAUUAAUUUGAAAUCAUGAACACAUUCUAGUCUUUAUGACGCAGAGAUCUGAUGAUUGAUUUUCUGAUGGAAUCUUGUCCAUCUCGAGACGCUCUUCUGUGUGUGUGUGUGUGUUUCUCUACAGAAUGUGUUUAUGAUACAGAAGGGCUGUUCACACACACAAACACACCCUCUGUUCUUUCUGUUGUUCCUCUGCAGGUUUUCGUUGAUUAAUCGACUCUGGCGCUUCAGUUGUCGUUGUUUGCCGUAGAAAUGAACUGCUCUGGGUUUGUGCGUUUGUCUGUAUUUUCGUCAGACGAUGAGUUUGUCGUGUCGCCGUUGCUGUAGUUGUAGAUUUCAUUAAAUGUUUUUCUCAGACUGUG
Molecule: messenger RNA, 3617 nt
Organism: Labeo rohita (rohu)
Lineage: Eukaryota; Metazoa; Chordata; Actinopteri; Cypriniformes; Cyprinidae
Gene: pou2f1a
Product: POU class 2 homeobox 1a
Exons: 14
Coding region: 49-1953 (634 amino acids)
Biological process (GO): regulation of transcription by RNA polymerase II
Cellular component (GO): nucleus
Molecular function (GO): DNA-binding transcription factor activity, RNA polymerase II-specific; RNA polymerase II cis-regulatory region sequence-specific DNA binding
Source: RefSeq, a predicted model, not a curated record